UCUAGGCUUCUACCCACUAGUCCAGUGAUGUCACAGCAGAAACAGAAACAUUGGGAGCCUCCAAGUGCUCCCCACUGCUCCCCUCUCCAGUACCCAAACCCCUCCCUGGCUUCCUGCUCUGCUCCUUGCUGUGCUCCCACUUCGGGAGGCUGUGGUUCUGGAUCUCAAAGGCCCCGGGAUCAGAGCCCAGCCAGCCCUCGGAGGGCUCGCCGAAAGCCCCGCUGCAUCAGUGGUGGCACGACCUACCACAUCAAAGAGGAGGAGUGUUAAGGUCCUGGAAUUUCUACCCUUAUCUCUGACAGGUUCUCUCUGUCCUUCUUUGAUGGCCAGAGGAAUAGAGGUGAUUGA
This is a messenger RNA of Ceratotherium simum simum (southern white rhinoceros), 348 nucleotides long. It is a transcript of the gene LCE6A, whose product is annotated as late cornified envelope 6A. The record is from RefSeq and is a predicted model, not a curated record. Lineage: Eukaryota; Metazoa; Chordata; Mammalia; Perissodactyla; Rhinocerotidae.